CUGGCCGGGCUAGGCAGUGGCGUUGCCAUGACGAGCAUUUUCUUAAGCUCGCGCCGCUAGGAGCAGGAGGGACUCGACUCGCAAAACGCUGGAUUUAAAAAAAAGGGCGAAGAGGCAGCGCGGAGACCGCGCCGAGGAGCCGCCUUCCCGCAGUUUCGGUUGAAGACAGUACCCAGGGAGCCCAUCUCUUUCUCUGGGAGAUGCAUACUGGCUGUUGCUAAGGUUGCUUCCACGGUAACAUGUGCAUCCUGUUUACACCUUCAUUGGAAGAAGUUGGGCUUGGCUAGGCUCACCAGUUUUACCUGGGGAGCUGCAAAAAGAAGCGCUGGUAUCCCCACGCCCUUGCCAGCCCUUCCCUCCAACCCAGGAUCCUCCGUUUCCCCCAGAGGCGUUGCUUCUGGUGCCCUACAGGCCACAGAACUGGGCUGCUUUCUGCGUGGAGCUCAGAAGUUUACAUUACCUGCUCUGUUUCCGUUGAGGAAAGAGACACAGGAGUGAAAAAGUUGCAGGCAACAUUUCUCGUGCUGCUCUCUGCUUGAACCAACUCUGCUUUUGUCAAGAUGACGAACAACUCUGCCGAUCACCACCCUGGGAACUCUGUGGUUGAGGGCAACCAUGAGGGGGACUUUGGUUGCUCUGUUAUGGAUCUGCGGGACCUCAUGGAACUUCGCAGUGGAGAGGCUGUGAACCGGAUAAACGACACCUAUGGGGGUGUACAUAAUAUUUGCAAGAGAUUGAAGACCUCGCCAGUGGAAGGCCUCUCUGGGAACCCCGCGGAUCUGGAAAAAAGAAGGCAAGUAUUUGGCCAGAACUUCAUCCCACCCAAAAAGGCCAAAACUUUCCUGCAGUUAGUCUGGGAAGCACUUCAGGAUGUCACGUUAAUCAUCUUGGAAAUUGCAGCCAUAAUCUCCCUGGGCUUGUCUUUCUAUCACCCUCCUGGUGGCGACAAUGAAAUGUGUGGGCAAGCAGCAGCUGGUGCCGAGGAUGAAGGUGAGGCUCAGGCUGGAUGGAUUGAAGGGGCAGCCAUCCUCUUCUCAGUCUUUAUUGUGGUGCUGGUCACGGCCUUCAAUGACUGGAGCAAAGAGAAGCAGUUCCGGGGCCUCCAGAGUCGGAUCGAACAGGAACAAAAGUUCACGGUCAUCCGGAAGGGGCAGGUUAUCCAAAUCCCCGUGGCUGAGAUUGUGGUGGGGGAUAUUGCUCAGAUCAAGUAUGGUGAUUUGUUGCCAACAGAUGGGAUCCUGAUCCAAGGCAAUGAUCUGAAAAUUGAUGAGAGCUCUCUGACUGGGGAGUCAGACCAGGUGAAGAAAUCUCUGGAGAAAGACCCCAUGCUGCUUUCUGGGACUCAUGUGAUGGAGGGCUCUGGUCGAAUGUUGGUCUCGGCUGUGGGUGUCAACUCACAAACUGGAAUCAUUUUUACUCUACUGGGUGCUGGAGAAGGGGAAGAGGAAAAGAAGGUCAAGAAAGGUAAAAAACCCGGAGCCCCCGAAAAUCGCAACAAAGCAAAAACUCAAGAUGGUGUGGCCCUGGAGAUCCAGCCACUGAAAAGCCAAGAAGGGGUGGAAAACGAGGAGAAGGAGGAGAAGAAGAAGGUGAAGGUCCCAAAGAAGGAGAAGUCAGUGUUGCAGGGGAAACUCACCCAUUUGGCAGUUCAGAUUGGAAAAGCAGGACUGAUUAUGUCAGCCAUCACAGUCAUUAUCCUGGUGCUGUAUUUUGUGAUUGACACCUUCGGGAUUCAAGGAAGGCGAUGGCUGACCGAAUGCACCCCCAUCUACAUCCAGUAUUUCGUCAAGUUCUUCAUCAUUGGUGUCACUGUGCUCGUGGUAGCUGUGCCUGAAGGCUUGCCUCUGGCUGUCACCAUCUCUUUGGCCUACUCUGUGAAGAAAAUGAUGAAAGAUAACAAUCUGGUUAGGCACUUGGAUGCUUGCGAGACAAUGGGCAACGCCACUGCUAUCUGCUCAGACAAGACCGGUACUCUCACCAUGAACCGUAUGACUGUGGUCCAAGCUUAUGUGGGGGACACCCACUACAGACAGAUCCCUGACCCAGAAGCCAUCCUGCCCAAGAUUCUGGACCUCAUCAUCAACGGCGUUGCAAUAAAUUCUGCUUACACCUCUAAAAUCUUGCCACCAGAGAAAGAAGGGGGCCUCCCACGUCAAGUUGGAAACAAGACGGAAUGUUCGCUUCUGGGCUUUGUGCUGGACCUGAAGCAGGAUUAUCAAGCCGUCCGCAAUGAGGUGCCAGAGGAAAAACUCUACAAGGUGUACACCUUCAACUCGGUCCGCAAAUCCAUGAGUACGGUGCUGAAGAACCCAGAUGGGAGCUUCCGCAUGUACAGCAAAGGAGCCUCUGAGAUCCUCCUGCGCAAAUGCACAAAGAUCUUGGACAAGAAUGGGGAAGCCAGAAUAUUUAAGGUGAAGGAUCGGGAUGAGAUGGUGAAGAAAGUGAUUGAGCCAAUGGCUUGUCAGGGGCUGCGUACCAUUUGCCUGGCCUACCGGGAUUUCCCUGCUGGAGUUGAACCUGACUGGGAUACUGAAAACGAGAUCCUGUUUGACCUUACCUGCAUCGCUGUGGUUGGCAUUGAGGACCCUGUUCGACCAGAGGUGCCUGAUGCAAUCCUGAAGUGCCAGCGUGCUGGUAUUACCGUCCGGAUGGUUACAGGUGACAACAUCAACACAGCCCGUGCCAUUGCAACCAAGUGUGGCAUCUUGCUACCUGGGGAGGACUUCCUGUGCAUGGAAGGGAAGGAAUUCAACCGGCUGAUCCGCAACGAGAAAGGAGAGGUGGAACAAGAGCAACUGGAUAAGGUUUGGCCCAAGCUACGAGUCUUGGCACGAUCUUCACCCACUGAUAAACACACGCUUGUGAAAGGAAUUAUUGACAGUACCGUUGGAGAACGGAGGGAGGUGGUGGCUGUGACUGGGGAUGGCACCAAUGACGGCCCAGCCUUGAAGAAAGCAGACGUGGGAUUUGCUAUGGGCAUUGCUGGCACAGAUGUGGCUAAAGAGGCCUCGGAUAUCAUCCUGACAGAUGACAACUUUACAAGCAUAGUCAAGGCGGUGAUGUGGGGCCGCAACGUGUACGACAGCAUCUCCAAAUUUCUGCAGUUCCAACUUACGGUCAACGUGGUGGCUGUGAUUGUGGCUUUCACGGGCGCUUGUAUCACGCAGGACUCUCCCCUGAAGGCUGUCCAGAUGUUGUGGGUCAACUUAAUCAUGGAUACCUUUGCUUCGUUAGCCCUUGCCACAGAACCCCCAACCGAAUCCUUGCUCUUGCGCAAGCCAUAUGGCCGCAACAAGCCACUCAUUUCCCGCACCAUGAUGAAGAACAUCCUGGGGCAUGCUGUGUACCAGCUCACCAUUAUUUUCACACUGCUCUUUGCCGGUGAGAAAUUUUUUGAUAUUGACAGUGGCCGGAACGUCCCCCUCCACUCCCCACCCACUGAACACUACACCAUCGUCUUCAACACUUUUGUCAUGAUGCAACUUUUCAAUGAGAUCAAUGCUCGCAAGAUCCACGGUGAGCGGAAUGUCUUUGAGGCCAUUUUCCGGAACCCCAUCUUCUGCUCCGUGGUGCUAGGAACCUUUGUUGCCCAGAUCAUCAUUGUAGAAUUUGGUGGGAAGCCCUUCAGCUGUUCUGGACUCACCUUGAGCCAAUGGUUCUGGUGUAUUUUCAUUGGUGUCGGAGAGCUGCUUUGGGGACAGUUGAUCAGCAGCAUUCCAAACAAACAGUUGAUGUUCCUGAAGGAGGCAGGCCAUGGCAUUAACAAGGAGGAUAUUAAUGAUGAGGAGUACACUGAGGGUCUAGAUGAAAUCGACCAUGCUGAAAUGGAGCUGCGGCGAGGACAGAUUCUCUGGUUCCGGGGUCUCAACAGAAUACAGACUCAGAUGGACGUAGUUUACACAUUCCAGACCGGCGCCUCCUCUUUACAGGGAGCCCUCAGGAGACAGCCUUCCAUCGUGAGCCAACACCACGAUGUAAAAAAUGUUUCUAGCCCAACCCAUAUCAAAGUGGUGAAUGCGUUCCGUAGCUCCUUGUAUGAAGGCCUCGAGAAACCCGAAUCCAGAAGCUCCAUUCAUAACUUCAUGACUCACCCAGAGUUCAUCCUGGAGGAAGACGAGCCUCGGACCCCAUUCCUUGAUGGCACCGACGAAGACCCAGAAGCUGAAGAACUCACAAAGCAAAGUGAGGAGAGCCCAGGCGAGUCCUCACCCCUCAACAAAAAUAACAAUGCAGUGGACAGCGAUACAGCUGAGGACACCAUUCCAGAGCCAGAAAGCCCUUUACACAGCUUGGAAACAUCAGUUUGACCUCUGAACUUUGAUCCUCCUCCUUCUCCCCACCCUCCGCCCCCUCCAUGCAACUUAGGCACCAACAUCUGACCAUACACUGCAGCCACUUCCUGUUAAGUGCUAAUACAUAUAUGCCUAUUUCCUCCCUCUCUCCCUCCUUCGCCCCCAUUUAUGAUUAUUUAGCCGCAGGAACCACAGUACCACAUGACUAGAGAUUUGCUUCUCAACCAUUAUUUUCUCAACCAUUAUUUGAGAGAGUUUCUCAGGAGAGAAACUGCCAGCUUUGAUGCAUCUUGUUCCUUCAAGUUGGGUUCCGUGUGUCUGUAACAGUCACUUUCCCUAUGUUGAAAGUUGCAUGCGUGAAGAAACAAGGUUCAGAUUCAUUUAAGCAGCUGUGUGUACAACAUCAGAUGGUGCAGUUGUGGGGAUAGCUCUAUUUUAUGUGCAGAAUCUGAAUCUUAGAUGCCUCCCUGUGCCCUUGGGGAGAAGGAACGAGCACUAAGAGGAUGCCAUUAUUAGAGGGGGGAUCUGAAUCAGAUAUUGGACAUGAAAGUGAACCCAGUCUUCCAUUGGGGGGAGGGGAGAGGGAAUGGUACCUGAUUUUUACCAUUUUUCUGUUUGUGUAUUCUCUCUCUCUCUCUCUCUCUCUCUCUCUCUGUUUCCAUGGUGGUAUCAAUCACCAGAGAUAAGAGUGACUUUUAAAGUCUUAAAAAUGUCUUCUAAACAAUGUGGCUUGAAGAAGGCCAAGCAACAAGGAGUUAUGAGAGCACCAUGCUCUCUGAGAGAAUGAAACAUGGCCUCUGGGGGAGAUGAGUUGUAUAUGAAUUAAGAGCAGAUCACAUAGGCACUCUUGUGUUAGCUGAGGUUAUUUCUGUUCAAUUUGACUUUAGGGUUUUACUAUUUUGACUCUCAGAUUAACGAAGUCAUUGGCCCUAUAAGGUCAACAUCCCAAUUCCAUGCCUGAUGAUAAUAAUAAUAAUAAAUGAUCCCAAAUAACGUUGCAUAAGUCCAGGCCAUGGUCCCUGUGUACUUUCAGAAGGCUUAUUAUGGGAAGAGGGGUAGCUCCUCAGACAGCGCAAAAUGUAAAGAAGUUGGGCCAGGCCAGCUCUAGUAAUGAGCUAUUACUACAGCUUCUCUUGCGUUUUGCGUGCUGAAGAGUUAACAGUGUAACAGGAACGCAAACGCCUUUGUGAAAUUGCAAAUGAUUUGGCGCUAUGGAGUUGGGCCUAGUUACGUCACAAAGCACCUUCCUCAGUUAUAAUUUGAACGAGGCAUAGCAGUACGGCUUCUCCACAUUUCUCAUUAGGAGUGCCUUCCCUUCUCAUUUCAUCGAAACUGGCCUGCACCCUUUGCCCAAA
Molecule: messenger RNA, 5647 nt
Organism: Lacerta agilis (Sand lizard)
Lineage: Eukaryota; Metazoa; Chordata; Lepidosauria; Squamata; Lacertidae
Gene: ATP2B4
Product: ATPase plasma membrane Ca2+ transporting 4
Exons: 22
Coding region: 561-4307 (1248 amino acids)
Biological process (GO): regulation of cytosolic calcium ion concentration; calcium ion transmembrane transport
Cellular component (GO): membrane; intracellular membrane-bounded organelle
Molecular function (GO): ATP binding; PDZ domain binding; ATP hydrolysis activity
Source: RefSeq, a predicted model, not a curated record